AUGAUCUCCAAGACCGCCAUCGCCCUGCCUCUGGCUGCCUCGCUCCUCGAGCAGGUCAACGCCUUCAGCCUCCAUCGCCACCAGCACGCCGCCGACAAGCGCGACAACGUCGUCUGGCACACCGUCUUCGAGACCGUCUACGUCACUGCUGGCGCCGAAUCUCCCGCCGAGACUCAGCAGGCUUUCGUACAGGACAGCCAGCCAGCCAAUGCCGCCAAUGCUGCCGUCGUCACUGUCGACGCCACUCCUUCCCAGGCUCCCGCUGCCGCCGCUCCCGCUCCGGCUCAGACCACUCUGUCCACCGCUGUCAAGCCUGCUCUCAGCAUCCCUGGCCUGGACGGCAUUCUCCCCACCAAGGCCUCCUCUUCCUCGGCCCCGUCCAGCACCGCCCUCGGCUUCGCCAAGCAGGGUAUCGCUUACAACGAUGUAUCCAUGGCCAAGUCCUUCGGGAAGGCAUGCGGCGAACGGUGCGGCUGGUACUACAACUGGGGUUCCAGCUCCGGCGGUCUUGACUCCGGUGCAGAGUACAUUCCUAUGCUCUGGGGUCCCCUGGAUGUCCACACCAGCCACUGGGACAGUGAUGCUGAGAAGGCUCUCUCCAACGGUGCCAAGGCUAUGCUGAGCUUCAACGAGCCCGAUAUGCCUUCACAGGCCAAUUUGUCUCCCGACGCCGCUGCCAAAGAUCACGCCAAGUACUUCUCCAAGUACAAGGGCCGCGCCCAGAUUGGCAGCCCUGCCGUUUCCAACUCUAAUCUGGCCGGCCAGGGUAUCAAGUGGCUCGAGAGCUUCGUCACCGCAUGCAGUAGUACCCCUGACUGCCACUUCGACUUCUGCGCCGUUCACUGGUACGCUGAUGCCAAUGCCCAGAACACGCUGUUCGACCACCUCGAGAAAGCCAAGGUCGCCUGCCAGGGUAAGGCUAUCUGGCUGACCGAGUUUGCUCCCAUCAACCCCCCCACCGACACGGUCGCUAUCUCCAAAUUCAUCAAGGACGUCAUUCCCCAGCUCGACUCUCUCGACUACCUACACGCCUACUCCUACUUCAUGGUUGCCCAGCCCGCCCUCAUGGACUCGACCACCGGUCUCAGCACCAUCGGCAAGGCCUACGCUGCCAUUGCCAACUAA
Molecule: messenger RNA, 1125 nt
Organism: Akanthomyces muscarius
Lineage: Eukaryota; Fungi; Ascomycota; Sordariomycetes; Hypocreales; Cordycipitaceae
Exons: 1
Coding region: 1-1125 (374 amino acids)
Biological process (GO): fungal-type cell wall polysaccharide metabolic process
Cellular component (GO): fungal-type cell wall
Source: RefSeq, a predicted model, not a curated record